Molecule: messenger RNA, 731 nt
Organism: Hydractinia symbiolongicarpus
Lineage: Eukaryota; Metazoa; Cnidaria; Hydrozoa; Anthoathecata; Hydractiniidae
Product: GEL complex subunit OPTI-like
Exons: 4
Coding region: 14-394 (126 amino acids)
Biological process (GO): mitochondrial respirasome assembly
Source: RefSeq, a predicted model, not a curated record
UUACUAUUAUAUUAUGAGUAAACGCAAAGGUGGUACAAAUUCACAAAUCAUUCCUGCAAAGAGUAAUGUUGCCGAUUUGUUUAAAAAAUCACUCACAAUUGAUGCUGCCUGGGAUGAAAAGGACGAUCUAUUAGACGUUAUUUAUUGGAUGAGACAAGUGUUUGCAGUAAUCAAUGGAAUCGCAUGGGGACUGAUACCUCUGCAAGGCAUUUUGGGAUUAGGCUUAUUCUUUGCAAUCAAUUGCGCGAUAGUUUAUAUUUACAUCUCAAAAUUUCAAAAAAUUGACGAGGAUGAUUAUGGAGGAAUACAAGAAAUUCUUAAAGAAGGAUUAUUUACUGCUUUCGCUGUUUUCUUAGUAUGUUGGAUCAUGAUAUACACAGGCUUACAUGGUUGAACGUUCUCUCUUUUCCAUCAUUUUGAAAUAUGACGUAAAUUGACUUCAGAUUCUCAGAAAAGGAGAUACGAUGCAAUAUUUUUUUCACCAAGGACAUCGCUUUUAAGCUUUGCAGCAAUUUUUGUUGAUGUUUAUGGUGAAAAAUUAAAAACGGUGAUGACAUUGAUGAAGUGAUUUUACAUUUUGUUUUCUGACGUGUUAUAUUUUGAUGUUCAAGUAUUAUCUGUUUGUCCCGUUUUGAAUCCAUCUUUUCUAGCUUUUAUCUUAAAUUUUUUGUUUGAAUUCAAUAUCAUAACAGAAGUUUUUAUGCUCUCUUACAAAUAUACACAUUUUAUUA